This is a messenger RNA of Salarias fasciatus (jewelled blenny), 1494 nucleotides long. RefSeq names its product keratin, type I cytoskeletal 13-like. Gene Ontology annotation, cellular component: cytoskeleton. Lineage: Eukaryota; Metazoa; Chordata; Actinopteri; Blenniiformes; Blenniidae. The record is from RefSeq and is a predicted model, not a curated record. Gene Ontology annotation, molecular function: structural molecule activity. Bases 73 to 1389 code for a protein of 438 amino acids. The transcript has 7 exons.
GGAGAGGUGUUUUGUAUCUCAGCCACCUCAGCUUCUCUCCAGGCCAGACAGCCCUCCUGAGCAUCUCCAGAAAUGAAUAUUUCCAGAACCAGCAUGUCCGCCCGCUCUCUCGGUGGACCCAUGGUCCGACGCCAGUAUGCUGUCAGCCUGCAUAGCGGAAUGGGACCAGGAUCCAGGAUCUCCACUGCUAGUUACGGGGGUAAGAGUGGUAGUUACGGGGGUUCGAGUGGAGGUGGUUACAGCUUCAGCAGUUACAGCUCAGCAGGUGGCGCUGGCAUUGGAGGAGGAUGGGCAGGGGGUGCAGGGGGUGCAGGGGGUGGAAUUGGCUGCAUCGAUGUCACCGUCAACGAGAAGGCCACCAUGCAGAACCUGAACGACCGUCUGGCCUCCUACCUGGAGAAGGUGCGUAAACUGGAGCAAGCCAAUGCUGAGCUGGAGCUGAAGAUCCGGGAGUUCUUGGACAAGAAGACCUCCCCUGCAGCCCGUGACUACUCAGCUUACUUUGCCACCAUCGCUGACCUGCAGGGAAAGAUCCAGAAUGCUGUCCGUGACAAUGGGAGCGUCUGUCUGGCAGUGGAGAAUGCAAAGCUGGCAGCUGAUGACUUCAGAAUCAAGUAUGAGAACGAGCUCGCCAUGCGUUUGUCCGUGGAGGCUGAUAUUGCAGACUUGAAGAGACUGUUAGAUCAGCUGACGCUGGCCAGAUCAGACCUUGAGAUGCAGAUCGAAGGCCUCAAGGAGGAGCUGAUCUUCCUCAAGAAGAACCACGAGGAGGAACUGGCUGCUAUGAGAGCACAGAUGACUGGACAGGUCAAUGUGGAGGUGGACGCCGUACAACAGCCCGACCUGACUGCUGUCAUGAAUGAGCUCCGUGAGCAGUAUGAAAGUAUUGCCGCGAAGAAUCAGAGAGAUCUUGAGAACUGGUACGAAAAAAAGACAGCAGAACUCACCAAAGAGGUGGCAGUCAGCACAGAGACCCUACAGACAAACAGGACAGAAGUAACUGAGCUUCGUAACACGCUGCAGGGCCUGGAGAUCGAAUUACAGUCUCAACUUAGCAUGAAAGCAUCUCUGGAAAACACUUUGGCUGAAACACAGGAGCGAUACUCCAUGAUGCUCCAAGCCCUCCAGAUGCAGGUAACCGGCCUGGAGGAGCAGCUCAUGCAGCUGCGUGCCGACAUUGAAAACCAGAGCCAGGAGUACAAGAUGCUGCUCGACAUCAAGACACGACUGGAGAUGGAGAUCGCAGAGUACAGGAGGCUGCUGGACGGAGAGGGAGCUAGCGUUGGCAGCGGCUCCUCCUCCUCCUCCUCCUCAUCCAGGAGGGUGGUGGUUGUCAGGGAAGAGAUGAAGGAUGGCGUUGUGGUGUCGUCCUCUGUCGGCACCGCAUAACCCGUUUCCAUACAACGAGAGCAAACACACGGGGCAAUGGCUGGAGGACACAACUGCAGCUUCCCUUUAACACCAAUGCAAUAAAAUACUCUGUUUGCCGAUUAC